AUGGUUGAAAUUCCACGUCUUCCUUUCUGUUGCUUUGUUGUUCCCCUCCGAAUUGGCGCAUUCGUUAUUGCCGCAUUUAUGUUCUUCUGGAAUGCUUAUGCUGGUAUUACAACAAUGUUGACAACUUAUGGCAGUAAUUUAAGCAUACUUUGGAAAGUAAUGGGAGGCUUAUAUCUAUUAGUCGCAGCUGGUGCUUUCUACGGCGCUCACGCAAUUUACCAUGAAAUUCCAGAAAGAGUUGCCAAAUUCGUGAAAAUCUAUAUCGCUAGCAUCAUCACUUACUUUGUUGUCAGCAUCGCAUUCGUUAUUGCCGUUAGUUUGGCUGUGGCUUCAGUACAAAAUAGCGCUGUGAAAGCUUGUGAAGAUGCGAAGGCUCAAGCUCCAACUCAAGAGCAGAGUCAAAUUAAUUGUAACACAGGCUAUACCGGUUUUCCGAUUGUUGGAUGGUUGUUCCAAUUUCUGUUUGCUUUGGCUUUCGAGAUCUACUUUGCGAUCUGCAUUCGCUCAUACAGCUUGGAAUUACAAGAAAGCGACGAAAAAAGACCCAACGAAAUGAUGCAUGCAUAA
This is a messenger RNA of Ambispora leptoticha, 567 nucleotides long. The record is from the annotation of a GenBank genome assembly. Lineage: Eukaryota; Fungi; Glomeromycota; Glomeromycetes; Archaeosporales; Ambisporaceae.